Messenger RNA from Fusarium keratoplasticum, 786 nucleotides. Its product is annotated as Thiamine pyrophosphokinase. Bases 1 to 786 code for a protein of 261 amino acids. The record is from RefSeq and is a predicted model, not a curated record. The transcript is spliced from 3 exons. Gene Ontology annotation, molecular function: ATP binding; thiamine binding; thiamine diphosphokinase activity. Gene Ontology annotation, biological process: thiamine metabolic process; thiamine diphosphate biosynthetic process. Lineage: Eukaryota; Fungi; Ascomycota; Sordariomycetes; Hypocreales; Nectriaceae.
AUGGCAUCUCAGACGUUCGAAUGGCGGCCCGCGAAGCUGCUGCAGGAAUACGACAGUCCUCAAGACUUUGCUCUACUCAUCUUGAACCAGCCUUUGAAGAAUGGAGUUAACCUGCGCAAGCUCUGGAAGAACUCUUCGGUGAGAGUGGCAGCCGAUGGCGGAGCCAACCGACUCCACAAGCUCUCAUCCUUCCACGGCAAAUACUCCAACCUCCAGCUCAUCAUCGGCGACCUCGACUCUCUCACCCCAGCAGUUCGCAAUUUCUACUCUUCCCAACCGUCGCCUGCAACCGUCAUCCACGACGCCGACCAAGAGUCAACCGACUUUGGCAAGGCCAUCAACUGGAUUCGAAAAGAGUACCCCAACGGAAUCGAUAUCGUCGCUCUCGGGGGCAUCGGCGGUCGCGUUGACCAAGGCCUCUCGCAGCUUCACCACCUCUACCUCUUCCAGACAGACCCAAACUACGCCUCUGGCAGAAUUUACCUCCUCUCCGGCUUCAGCCUCACCUUCCUGCUCAAGCCCGGCACGCACAACAUCCAGGUCCGCGAGGACGGCGAGGAGGACUCCUUUGGCAAGCACGUUGGCAUCAUCCCUCUCAAGGAGCCCGCCAACAUCACGACGCAUGGCUUCGAGUGGGACGUGACCGACUGGCACACCGAGAUUGGCGGACGCCUCAGCACGAGCAACCACAUCCUGCCCGAUGUGCAGGUCGUGCAGGUCACGACGGACAAGGACGUACUCUUCACGGUGGCGCUCAAACAGGGCGAGGGUGAAGACCACGACUAG